GGUUCGACGAAGUGUGCAGCUUGGUUCGACAAGUCAGUUUCUCAUCCCAGGAAAGUGCGUGAUGCGCGUUAUUAAAAAAACAACAACAUCGUAGACUGUAAAAAUUUAUGUGUUCGCAGAACAACAACUUUUUUUUUUCUCUCGUGUUGUGAACUGGCGUAGAAGCGAGUGCUACUGUGAAGCUUAUUUUCAAAGAAGGAAAAAAAAUACAUAUAUGACAUUGCGGAUAAUUUUGACAUAAACCUUAGCUUUCGUCUGUAUAUUUUUCUAGAGAUUCGGACUGCAAAACUAGGUAAUUGAUUUUGUGCCUUAUUGUCGUCUUUGUAGUCGUGGGGAUCAACGCACUGAAUUAUGACAUCGGAAGACUUUGGUUGAAGUCCACCAAGCACGCUAAGCAGCUAAGAGACAACAUGCAGGUGAAAUACACGAGAUGAACCGGUUACAAAAAAAAAAAAGUAUGAUUGUAAAGCUCUAAAGGUGAAAGGUAACACGCCAGGAAAUAAAAUGAGGAAAGAAGACGACGAUACGUCACGCAGAAAUUAACAUUUUCGAUUGAAAAUUUAUCGUAUGUAUAUUGUUUUGCCAAAUAUGUAGUGAGAUUUAACUCCGUACCUCAGACGCAGUAUUUUCAGUUUAAAGUGUUUCAGAUUGGAGUUGCUUGGCUUCUGUGUUGUAGUCGCGUCGAAAGCCUAACAGAGGAAAUUUUCCUGUUUUUUUAUAUACUUUCACCUGAAAGGGGUGUGUUCUCUGAUUGGUUGCAGCUGUGAGCCAAUUAGAAACUUCCCUUCUCCUGGUUGGCUGAUUUAUCUGGCCAGUGGAAGCUGGGCCUCUUUGAUUGUUUGGGGCCGCUGGCCAACCAGUGUCCUAUUCUGUUCUGGUUGGCUGGACUGUCUGGCCAAUCAGAGGCGAACUGGUUUUUUAGUAGGAGCCAGAGCUUGGUUUUUGAGGUUGGUUCGAGAUUUUUUCUUCGUCAUAAGUCAGCGACAAACAUUACUCACCAGAACGUUAUAGCUAAUGUUUUCCACGAUGACCGAACAAAACCACCUACAGACGUCCGCCCGUCGUUUCCUCAACGCCCUGCUCUCGGAGGGCGUGAGGGACCUUCAGCGCCGGCACUCUGACGGCGGCCACGUCGUCACGAUCAGCUCCCUCGUCCUGGCCAAGUCCGUCAACCGCCCUCCGCCGCCGCGGCCCCUGGCGCGCCCCGCCGUCGUCCAGAGCGAGGAGUCCCCGCAGAGCCUGGCCCAGAAGGACCGGUUCUGGAUCCUGUGCAACGUGGUGUGCCUGGGCGUGGCCUUCAUGAUCCUCAGCACGGCCUUCAUCGGCACCGUCGACCUGCAGAGCUCGCUCAACGCCAACCAGGGGCUCGGAACCAUCUCGCUCACCUCCAUGUACGUCAUCUCCAUCGUGUCGAACCUGUGCCUGCCGACCGUGCUCAUCAGGUGGCUGGGCUGCAAGCGCACAGUCGCCGUCUGCUUCCUCGCCUACAUCCCGUUCAUCGUGGCCCAGCUGGACGGCAGCUCGUACGCGCUGGUGCCGGGCGCCGUGCUGAUCGGAGUCGCGCUGGGGCCCAUCCACUGCGCCGCCGGAGCCCACCUGCAGCUGCUGGCGCGCUGCUCCGCCCCCCGCGGCCCGGGCGUCGAGGCGGCGCUCCUGCGCCUGCUGUCCGUCUUCCACGUGUUCGUCAGCCUGUCCCAGGUGUGGGGCAGCGGCGUCACCGCGCUCGCACGGAGGAGGGAACGGGACUCCUGGAGGGUGCGCUGCAUUCUGGCCCAGGGAAGGUUUGGGGGCCGCAUCCAGCGGGCCUCGGAGUUCGAUGCCGAGUUCGGGGACUCUGCCCCCGGGGUCCGCUACUGGCGAUGA
Messenger RNA from Bacillus rossius redtenbacheri, 1863 nucleotides. RefSeq names its product UNC93-like protein. Gene Ontology annotation, molecular function: potassium channel regulator activity. The record is from RefSeq and is a predicted model, not a curated record. Bases 1015 to 1863 code for a protein of 282 amino acids. NCBI's taxonomy places the organism in Eukaryota, Metazoa, Arthropoda, Insecta, Phasmatodea, Bacillidae. Gene Ontology annotation, biological process: regulation of potassium ion transport; regulation of muscle contraction. Gene Ontology annotation, cellular component: striated muscle dense body; plasma membrane. The transcript is spliced from 4 exons.